Molecule: messenger RNA, 1406 nt
Organism: Opisthocomus hoazin
Lineage: Eukaryota; Metazoa; Chordata; Aves; Opisthocomiformes; Opisthocomidae
Source: RefSeq, a predicted model, not a curated record
AUGCGGUGUAAGCCUCUGACCGGAGACGCUGCCGUGCACAGGUCCUGCUGCCAACAGCAAAGAGCAGGUGACUUCUGGUGCCCCGACCCCAAAGGCGGCUCCAGGAUGGAAGCACAAAUCCUGCUGCUGUUGCCCAGCAUCAGGGACCCAGCUGUGCCUCCUCCUUCUUUGGAAGCCUCCUGCCACACAGACCCGCUGCUGCCGGGACACAUAAAUUCUUAUACUCUGUUCUUUCCCCUGACAACAGCUGAAGCAGCAAACCUCCCUCCCUUGACAGAGGCUCAGAAGAACAAACUGAGGCACCUGUCAGUCGUCACUCUGGCUGCCAAGAUCAAGUGCAUCCCCUACUCGGUGCUGCUGGAGCAGUUACAGCUGAAGAACGUCAGGCAACUGGAGGACCUCGUGAUUGAGGCUGUGUACGCAGAUGUGCUGCGAGGGAGCUUGGACCAGCGGAACCAGCGCCUGGAGGUGGAUUACAGCAUUGGGAGGGACAUCCGGAGGGAGGAGCUAAGCACCAUCACCCGCACAUUGCAGGAGUGGUGCCAGGGCUGUGAGGUUGUCCUGUCAGGCAUCGAGGAACAGGUCAGCCGGGCGAACCAGCAUAAAGAGCAGCAGCUGGCGCUGAAGCAGCAGAUAGAGAGCGAGGUGGCAAACCUGAAGAAGACCAUUAAAGUGACGACAGCAGCUGCUGCAGCAGCCACAUCCCAAGACCCGGAGCAGCACCUAACAGAGCUCAGGGAGCCGGCCCCUGGCACCAACCAGCGCCAGGCGAGCAAGAAAACUUCCAAAGCCAAAGGGCUCCGGGGCAGUGCGAAGAUUUGGUCUAAAUCAAACUAGUUGGAUCUCCCUUCACAACUGGGAGGGUGAGAGGAAGAGAUUGGGGGGACGGAGGGGUAGCGAGGGUCCCAGGUGUGAUCCUUCUGAGCUCCUCUCCGAGAUCCAUCUUGCCAGCUAAUUCUCCUGCAUGUUUGUUCUCUUUCCUACCUGCUUUACCGACUUCCCAGGCAAUGCCUCCCUCCUUUUCAUCACAGCAUUUCACACUCUAAGCUUGCAGUUGUACGCGUUGCUGUGUCCCCUACCCCUCAAGCCCCCAUCGCCACGGCCACGGUUUCUCUCUUUCUCUCUCCCUGUCCUUUUGACAGGUCAAUUUAAAGAGCCACGAAACUGUGUCAGUCACCUUUGCACCCGCCGGGCAUCACAGAAGCUUGGAAAGAGCGCGCUGGUGCUCGGCAGUCAUUUUGGCUCUAGGAGACCCCUGGGAUGCUUUGCUCCAGGGCGCAGCUGCCAUCUUUGAUUGUUUAAUCUUUGUUUUGCUAGGUGGGAGGGUAGUUUUUAAAGGAUUCUUUUAAAAAAUAUAUAUUACAAAUAUAUAUAAAACAAUAAAAAUAUAGAUCUAUGGACAUAUC